AGCCUACUAGUGGUCACUGCAUGUUAAAGAGAUGUAGGCAGCCCCUCAGCUGGAGUCAGUGUCACUUCUGGUAAGAUCCGGGUUUUUGGACACAGCCCUUCAAAUGACUGAGUGGGUGAACAGAAGAUGGAGACACAAUUAAGCAGAUAUUGCAAACAGGAGGAUAUGUUUAAUGGAAGCAAGCUGUCAGGGUCUUGCAAUAACCAGUCCCAACCAAAAAUAUUUACCCUUGGGACUGGGUCAUCAGAUUCCAGUUCUGCUCUCACAGUGGAAAAUUUGAAAAGGCUGGAAGAGGAAUAUGAAGCUUCUAAAGAAGCCUUCAAAAUGCAGAGAGUACAAGAUUAUAUUGAACAGACUGAUCUUGCUCUCUUCGACAAAGAGACAAGUAGGAGAACCAACAGAGAUUUUGUCUGUGAUGCAGAGCCUGAAGGAGUCUCCUCAUCCUCUCCUGCAAAACAAGAAAAAAUUACAACUGAGGUUUCUGAAAGAUCCCCGAAGAAAGGAAAGAUAUUAACAGUUUUGCUCCUGCAGCACCGUCAUUCUUCUGAGCUCAGAAGACAAUGUUAUCCUGAUGGACAGGUUUUUUUUCUCCUGUUCCAAGAUGGAAGUGGUCAGAUUUACUACACAUUGGGCAACAUGGCUGUUUUCAUCACGUUCACCAAGGAAGGCCUGUUCACCUAUUGCAUGCAGAACAGCAGGUACCCAGGGCUGAGGACUGCCUCUGGGAGCCAUGGUCACAGGCCACAGCAAUCGGUCUGCUUCAAUGUGGGCUCCCUGCUCAAGCUGAAAGACCCAGAAAAAAGUCACCUACUGAAGUGGCCAGAAAGCAAAGACGAGCUCAUCCUUCAGUAUAAAAAGAUUCAGCUCAGGAGACUGCCGUCCAAAAAUCAGACAAUGUUGCAAUACUUUUGGCAAUCCCUUUCUCACUGA
Molecule: messenger RNA, 930 nt
Organism: Manacus vitellinus (golden-collared manakin)
Lineage: Eukaryota; Metazoa; Chordata; Aves; Passeriformes; Pipridae
Source: RefSeq, a predicted model, not a curated record